CAGUGUCUGGGAUUCAGUGGUAGGGAUGUUGUGUUUGGGGAGGGUCGACUUUCAGCUGACAUUGAGAGUGACGGUCUGUGCUUCAUGUAACAUCUCUGGACGCUCAUGGUAGACGGAGCUGCUCCUGUCUCUGGCUCUUUCCCCCUGUCCUUCAGCACCACAGAAUUGGACAGCACCAGGCAACCAGACCCUCGUUCACCUUACCCCUCAGGAUAGCUGUUCGUUUCACUUGACUUUAUGGAAACAUUUUGCACGGGUUUGGACAAGUAAAAUUCCAAGUGUUCGAAUUGGAGAGGAACCAACGGAUACGCACCGCCACAACCAAACUGGCAGGAAAACUGUUCCAGUGUCAGUGUCAAGCUUCUUUGGCGUUUUUUGACUCUAGUCGUGGGUUACGCGAACCGCGAAGCUGCUGUCUACGUGGACCGGUGCUGAACUCUCCCGUCCCACUGCCAGGACCAAACCCAGAGACAUGGCCACGAACGGCACGAAAGCAUCCGAUGGACACGUUUUAACAGAGCUGAACGAAGCGCCCACCGCCAAUGACAAACCAAAAACUCUGGUGGUGAAAGUUCAGACGAAAAAGGAACUUCCCGACAGAGAAACGUGGCAGGGAAAAUUUGACUUUCUUCUGUCUUGUGUUGGCUAUGCCAUUGGACUUGGCAAUGUCUGGAGAUUUCCCUAUCUAUGUGGAAAAAACGGAGGCGGGGCGUUCUUGAUUCCUUACUUUUUGACGCUCAUAUUUGCUGGGGUCCCGUUGUUUCUUCUGGAAACGGCCCUCGGUCAGUACACGUCCAUUGGUGGUCUUGGAGUGUGGAAACUGGCCCCUAUGUUCAAAGGUGUUGGCCUGGCAGCAGCAGUCCUGUCGUUCUGGCUUAACAUUUACUACAUAGUCAUAAUCGCUUGGGCAAUUUACUACCUGUAUAACUCAUUCACCACAGUAAGUACACAUUUUCCACUUUAGGUGUCAAAUGUAAAAUUGCUCAAAUAUCAGACUA
Messenger RNA from Sinocyclocheilus grahami, 998 nucleotides. RefSeq names its product sodium- and chloride-dependent GABA transporter 1-like. The record is from RefSeq and is a predicted model, not a curated record. Gene Ontology annotation, molecular function: gamma-aminobutyric acid:sodium:chloride symporter activity. The transcript has 4 exons. Gene Ontology annotation, biological process: nitrogen compound transport; amino acid transport; sodium ion transmembrane transport. Gene Ontology annotation, cellular component: axon; cell surface; plasma membrane. Lineage: Eukaryota; Metazoa; Chordata; Actinopteri; Cypriniformes; Cyprinidae. Bases 473 to 964 code for a protein of 163 amino acids.